This is a messenger RNA of Sporothrix brasiliensis 5110, 2805 nucleotides long. RefSeq lists its product as uncharacterized. NCBI's taxonomy places the organism in Eukaryota, Fungi, Ascomycota, Sordariomycetes, Ophiostomatales, Ophiostomataceae. The transcript has 4 exons. The record is from RefSeq and is a predicted model, not a curated record. Bases 1 to 2805 code for a protein of 934 amino acids. Gene Ontology annotation, molecular function: transferase activity.
AUGUCCCUCAUUGACGUCGACAAGAUCGAAGUCACCGUGCUGGUCGACAACGAGCUCGACCCCAUCACGCCCAGCCUGCACCCAGAGGUCCACUAUGCCGGGCAGAUGCGCGGACUCCAGCUGACGCCGAUCCAAAAGGACGGCCACGCCCACGGCGACCGCGGCGACGCCGCCCUCGAGCUGCGCAUGGACAGCAUUUGCUGUGCCGCCCACGGCUUGUCGCUGCUGAUCACCGCCACCAAGGGCGACACGCAGCACACGCUCUUGUUUGAUGCCGGGCCGGAGGGCGCCGUGUGGGCGCGGAACGUGGCGCGCCUGCAGGCCGACGUGAGCGGCGUCGAGGUCGUGCACCUGUCGCACUGGCACCGGGACCACUCGGGCGGGCUGGAGACGGCUGUCAGUGCCAUCAAUGCGGCCAAGGCGGCCAAGGCCGCCGCGGCCGGCGAGCGCAGCGAGGACAACAAAGACGACAAGGUGGUGGUGGACGUCCACCCCGACCGCCCCGACUUCCGGGGCGUGCAGUUCCCCGGCCGGCCGCCCAUUUCCUUGGAGGCGGACCCGACGUUUGCCGAGCUCGCGGCGGCGGGCGCGGUCGUGGACCAGCACGCCGAGGCGCACACGGUGGGGGACGGCUUCUUCUGGGUGUCGGGCGAGAUCCCGCGCGAGACCAGCUACGAGGGCGGCAUUCGCCGUGCGGUGCGCUACACGAACGCGACGGCGCAGUGGACGCCCGACCCCUUGAUCAAGGACGAGCGGCUCGUGGCGUGCCGGCUCAAGGGCAAAGGCCUGGUGGUGUUUACGGGGUGCAGCCACGCAGGGGUGGUGAAUGCCUGCCGGCAUGCGGUUGCGAGCCUCCCGGCCAAGGACGAGGGCGCCAAGACCCUGCACGCCGUCGUGGGUGGCUUCCACAUGGCAGACAACGACCCGACGAAAAUGCAGGCGACGGUCGCCGACUUGAAGGCGCUGUCGCCCACCAUCAUUCUGCCGGGCCACUGCACGGGCUGGCGGUUCAAGUACGACUACGAGCAGGCGGUGCCGGGUUCUCUGGUGCCGUGUUUUGUGGGAACAAAUCAAGGUGUAGUUCACUGCAUUGCCCGGCGUGCGCGGAUAAAACUCAAACGUGAACACGGCCGACUCUCGCGUGGCCACGACCGUCUUGAGCGCAUCGGCCGUGAUGAUGACGUGCCCCUCGUCAAACUUCCAGUGGCUGUUGUACGUGGCGCGCUGCUGCUGGAGCGGGCCCAGGUACUGCGUCCAGGUGUCGACGAGGCCCGUGCCGUUGAGCGACGUCAGGCGGACGGCGGCGACGAGCGGCAGGCCCUUGUAGGCCACGGGGAUCGCGAGGUCGUCGUCCGCGCUGGUGUUGAGGCUGGCGACGGACGUGGUGGACGCCAGCACGGGCGCGUCCCAGAGCACGAGCUGCAGCGGCAUGGCGACGGCGCCGCCGGAAAAGACAAUGGUGAGGUUGGCCCGGAUGCCGGCUGCGGCGGUGGGGGCAAAGUGCUUGGCGAGUCGCUUCCGGCCGCCAGAGCAGCGCUGCCAUCGCGGAUGGCCGUCACGUGGUUGCCGUUGAACAGGUACGGCAGCGCCUGGUCGGUGGUCGGCGCGUCCACGCGCUGGAACACGUACGCCGACGUCGCCUGUGUCGUGGCCGCCGCACCCGUGUCGUUUGUCGUCCCGGCCGGCAGGCUGUUGACUACGCCCGGCUUCGCGGUGGCCGCGCUGACAACCAGGUCGGCGCUCGUCCGGUCGCGCCACUGCCCCGCCGCGCGGUCCAGGUUGUCGAUGCCGUUGUCCCAAUACAUGACGCUGAUGUUGAGCGACCGGGCGGUGCGCACCAAGAAGUCCGUGUACCGCCACCGGGCACUGGCCUCGAUGUUGGUCGGGCUCGCGUCGAACUCGCCGAGCACGAGAUGCAGAUCGGUAAAGUUGUUGUGGAUGGCCGUGAGGUCGGACACGAUGGCCGCCUUGUCGUCCUCGGAGCCCCAGAUCGUCUUGCCCCACGCCUCAAAGACGAAAGACGUCACCACCCGCCGCGGGUUGUGUCCGUCGGUCAAGGCCGCCAGAAACAGCUGGUUCAAGUGGUUGAGCCGCUGGCCGUCUUCGGGCGUAUUGGCCGGCGGCUCGUUGAUGGGCUCCAGCGCGACCGACGACGGCGCACACGCCAGCGUCCGCGCAAUCUGGCGCCAUGCCGCCGCAAACUUCUCCGCAAUCUCUGUCUGGUUCGCGCCCUCCUUGGUCACGUCCGCCCACCGCCACGAGUCGUGGUGCAUGUUGGUCACCACAUACAAGCCGGCGUCGGUGGCCAUCUGCACCACCUCGGCGACGCGCGCCAGCCACGUGCUGUUGAUCGUCCACGCCGGGCUGCCGCUGACAAAGUGGUCCGCAUACGUCACGGGGAUGCGCACGCUGCGGAAGCCGGACGCUUUGACCGUGGCAAACACGUCCGGCGUCACCUUGGGAUUGUUCCACGAGCCUUCGUCGGGGACGGCGUCGAGCGUGUUGCCCAGGUUCCAGCCCGGGUUGAGGUUCUGGACAAACUCGGCGGCCGUGAUGGGCACAAACGGCGAGGAGCAGUUGACGGCGUUGGGCGAAGCUGAGGCCGAUGGCAGCGAGAAGAGAGACACGGCCACGGCCACGGCCGCGGCUGGCGUGGCGACUUUCAGGAAGACCAUAGUGGGCAGACGAUGGACACGUCACAGUGACUACGACAACGAUCAGAAGACGAUAUGCCCCGGAUCGAUGACUCUGAUAGACAUGGAUGCGGCCCGCACUUGUACUCUCACGAACGACGCGGUACGUUGA